AUGAUGACGGUCUGUCUCACAUGUCCUUCCCCAAAUGAUACUUCGACUUACCCUUCCGCGGCCACGUCCUCCAACACCGAGUGUAACAACGGAGCCCUCCCGGGCGAACUCAGUCGGUCGGAAGAUAUCCAGCAGCACAGCGUCUCCGCUCUACGACCUGAUCCGGGAGAAGAGCAUCUAUUCGAGACGGAAAGUAGUCCAUUUGCUUUCUCGCCUGGCCAAUUAGGCAAGCUCAUCAAUCCCAAGAGUCUCGCCGCUUUUGUCGCCCUGGGAGGCCUAGCUGGUCUGGAAAAGGGACUUCAUAGCGAUCGCCGCGCUGGCCUGAGUGUUGAAGAACAUCAUCUUCUCAAGCCGAUCACAUUCGAGGAGGCGACAUCAGCGGCCUCCCCUGUUAAGCCGCCCGGCAACUGUCCUCCUGCCCAAUCUAAUGGUAAACCAAGCGACAGCUUCGCUGAGAGAAAGCGCAUAUUCGGCGAAAACAGGUUACCGGAAAGAAAAUCCAAGUCAUUCUUCCAGCUAGCAUGGAUUGCUCUACACGACCACAUCCUCAUCCUCCUCAGCGUCGCAGCCAUCGUCUCUCUAGCUCUCGGCCUAUAUCAAACAUUCGGACAAACAAAACAUGAAGGUGCCAAAGUCGAAUGGGUCGAAGGCGUCGCCAUCAUUGUCGCAAUCGCCGUUGUCGUCAUCGUCGGUGCGUUGAACGACUGGCAAAAGGAACGCCAGUUUCAGAAGCUCAACAUGAAGAAGGAGGAUCGCUCCGUGAAAGUAAUCCGGUCGGGUAACCCCGAGGCUGUCUCCAUCUACGAAGUAGUCGUAGGGGAUGUUAUGCUCCUGGAGCCAGGCGAUGUGGUUCCUGUUGAUGGAAUCUUCAUCGAAGGCCACGGUCUGAACUGCGAUGAGUCGUCUGCUACGGGAGAGUCUGACCUAGUACGAAAGAUACCAGCAGAGGAAGUCUUGGAGGCUCUUCGCCAACAUGAAGUACACAAUUUGGACAAGCUGGAUCCUUUCAUUAUCUCCGGGGCUCGGGUGCUGGAUGGAGUCGGGUCUUUUCUCGUUACCUCUGUCGGACAGAAUUCGAGUCACGGCCGGACAAUGAUGUCGCUGCGGGAAGAUACUGGACUCACGCCCUUGCAAUCUAAGCUCAACAUUCUCGCUGGCUACAUCGCCAAACUCGGCAGCGCAGCAGGAUGCCUGCUAUUCACCGUCCUCCUCAUCGAAUUCCUCGUCCGCCUCCCCAACAACACCGACUCCGCCGAGGAAAAAGGCCAAGACUUCCUCCAUAUCCUCGUCAUGGCCAUCACCAUCAUAGUCGUCGCCGUCCCAGAAGGCUUGCCGCUGGCGGUCACGCUAUCGCUCGCAUUCGCCACGAAGCGCAUGACCCGAGAGAACAACCUUGUCCGGCAUCUGCAGUCAUGCGAGACGAUGGGGAACGCUACAAUCAUCUGCUCGGAUAAAACAGGCACUUUGACGGAAAACUCGAUGACUGUGACUUCAGGCGCACUGGGAGGCGAAGUACUGCUCUUUGGCGAAGGAAAUUCGGACCUGCAGUCGCACAUCCCGCAUCACCAACUAUCAUCUAAGCUCGACAUGGGCAUCCAACAACUACUGAAGACAGCCAUUGCCGUAAACACCACGGCUUUCGAGCGAGAGGAAAACGGCACAUCAGUAUUCGUAGGGACGAAAACAGAAACAGCCCUCCUCGAAUGGGUCCGCCGACAUUUCGGACUCGGGCCGGUCUCCGUUGAACGCGCCAACAAUCCAGUGAUAGAGAUGUUCCCUUUCAUCUCACAGAGAAAGUGCAUGGGAGUAGUUAUCCGGAUAUCUGAGUCUGGUGGCAGCAGGGAGAGGAGCAAUGACAAGUAUCGACUGUUUGUAAAGGGCGCUCCUGAAAUUGUGCUGGCUCAAUGCACCACCUCACUGAUGGGGCUCACGAGUUGCGCAAACGCGGAACCCUUAGGUGAAUCCCAGAAAGACGCCAUCAGGAAUGUCGUCUCUCGCUUUGGGACCCAUGCUUUAAGAACUUUGGCACUCUCUUACCGCGACUUCCACCAGUGGCCACCUCACAAGCCCCAGACAGACGAUACAAUCACCUCGAGUUCCGACGAUGUCACGCUCCCUGACGUGCAUCAAGACAUGACCUGGAUCGGCGUCGUAGGGAUCCAAGAUCCCGUCCGGCCAGGAGUCCCCGCCGCGGUCCAAGACUGCCGAACAGCAUCGGUAUCCGUCAAAAUGGUAACCGGCGACAACCUCGAAACUGCCAAAGCUGUCGGCCUCGCAUGCGGUAUCCUAAGGUCUUCCCAAGAAGAAGGACAACAAGGCCUUGUAAUGGAAGGAAAACAAUUCCGCCAGCUUUCUCCGGAACAAAAAGCCUCCGUCGCAAGAGACAUUUGCAUAUUGGCCAGGUCAAGCCCCGAGGAUAAACGCAUCCUCGUCGAAGUCCUCAAGAACCUGGGCGAAAUUGUCGCAGUGACGGGCGACGGAACCAACGAUGCCCCAGCCCUGAAAGUCGCAGACGUUGGCUUCUCUAUGGGUAUCACCGGCACAGAAGUGGCCAAAGAAGCAUCCGACAUCAUUCUCAUGGACGAUAACUUUGCGUCCAUCGUAAAGGCCCUCGGCUGGGGGCGAGCCGUAAACGAUUCCGUCAAGAAGUUCCUGCUCUUCCAACUCACGGUCAACAUCACCGCUGUCAUCAUCACGUUCGUCACAGCCGUUUCCGACAACCAAGAAACCGCGGUCCUCAACGCCGUGCAGCUCCUUUGGGUGAAUCUCAUCAUGGACACUUUCGCAGCACUUGCGCUCGCCACCGAUCCGCCCACCCUGAGCGCUCUUCAACGCAAGCCGGAGCCUCGAACAGCUUCUCUCAUAAGCCUCAGCAUGUGGAAGAUGAUACUUGGCCAGUCCAUCUACCAACUGACUGUGUGCUUCGUUCUGUGGUUCGGCGGACCCGGCUUCUUCGAUUACCCAGAGGAUCAGCUGCGGACCCUCAUCUUCAAUGUCUUCGUCUUCAUGCAGAUUUUCAAGCUCAUUAACAGUCGCCGCAUCGACAAUAAGCUCAACAUCUUUGAAGGCUUGCAUCGCAACUGGCUGUUCAUGCUGAUGAUGUCCAUCAUGGUCGGUGGCCAGAUCAUCAUCAUCUAUGUCGGAGGCGACGCAUUCGUUGUCGUCAGGCUUACGAGCGAGCAAUGGGGCAUAUCGAUUGGUCUGGGUCUCGGAUCGAUUCCUAUCGGUGUCUUGGUUCGCUUGAUUCCUGAUGCAGUACUGCGAAGCUGCAGCAACAAGUUGCGAAAGAAGUGGCCACGAUGGCUGCGUCUGCCUAGUAAGAAGGCAGCAGAUGGCAGUGACACAUCUUCUAUAGAAAGAUACAACGCCGUCUUCUCCCAUAUUAGGGACGAUCUUGCAUUUCUUCGGAUGAUCAGAGGUGGCCGCAUUCGAGCACUGAGCGAAUCGUUGGCAAAACCCCAUGAAUCAAGCUCGCCGCAUCACCAUCAAGUCAAAGUCAGAAGAGGCUCGUCGCCGUCUUCCAAAGAUUGGCCGGCUUCGCCCAUGUUUUCCGCCAUUGGGAUGCCCGGUAUUGUUGCUGCUAGCAUUGGUGGUCUGUCACCAUUGGAGACACGGUCUUCUACUGUAUAG
Trichoderma citrinoviride is the source of this 3630-nucleotide messenger RNA. Its product is annotated as cation transporting ATPase. The record is from RefSeq and is a predicted model, not a curated record. Gene Ontology annotation, molecular function: ATP hydrolysis activity; ATP binding; P-type calcium transporter activity. Gene Ontology annotation, biological process: intracellular calcium ion homeostasis; calcium ion transmembrane transport. NCBI's taxonomy places the organism in Eukaryota, Fungi, Ascomycota, Sordariomycetes, Hypocreales, Hypocreaceae. Gene Ontology annotation, cellular component: intracellular membrane-bounded organelle; membrane. The transcript has 3 exons. The coding region runs from base 1 to 3630 and encodes 1209 amino acids.